Cotesia glomerata is the source of this 1791-nucleotide messenger RNA. RefSeq names its product cytoplasmic dynein 2 intermediate chain 2-like. The record is from RefSeq and is a predicted model, not a curated record. Gene Ontology annotation, biological process: intraciliary transport. Gene Ontology annotation, cellular component: ciliary plasm; cytoplasmic dynein complex. Lineage: Eukaryota; Metazoa; Arthropoda; Insecta; Hymenoptera; Braconidae. The transcript has 9 exons. Bases 191 to 1594 code for a protein of 467 amino acids. Gene Ontology annotation, molecular function: dynein light chain binding; dynein heavy chain binding.
UUUAACUAUUUCAUAAAUGUCAAAGAAUUUAUUAAAUUAAUUUUAUAUUUAUGUAAAAUCAUUUUCAUACAAAUACCUAAUUUGCACCUGUCAAUAUCUUGUUAUACCGACAGGUAGUUAAAAUAUUAAGGUUAGGUUUAUUUAUUUAUUUAUUUGGAAUACAAGCUGUCAAGGUAAAUUAACUCCAAUAAUGUUUACUAACAAAUCUAAUGAUGCUGAAUAUUUUCCGUCAACAAUUACUACAGAGUCAGAAAAAUCAUGUCAAUCAUUACAGACUGAUGAUUUAAUUUAUAAAAAUAAAAAUGUACAGUCUAAUAUUCAACACAGUGUUGAGACACAAACAGAAGCCGAGAAUCAGCCAAAAGAAAUCGCCAUUGAUUAUGGAAAACUAUCGGCAUUUUUAAAAAAAGUAACACCAAAAGUCCUCGAAGCACUUGAUGAAAUUUACGACAAUCAUACUAUCAAUUCCUAUGAGCCUAUUGGCUCCCGUGACAAUGAUUACCAGCUUAAAUUACUCAACAAAUUUUCAACCAUCGAUGAAUUUGAUUCUCAAAAAAAAAUAAGCUCGUUAAGUUGGAGCAAAAAUGGAGGUACCCUGGCAGUUGGGUACAGCAAUAAUCACACCGCCUGGUGUGAUCAUCAAUCUAGGAUAAAGUUUUACAAUUUAGAGCGCAAUGAUGAUAAAUUGCACCAAGACGCGGUUAAAAAUUAUGAGACUAAUUCGUGUGUUACGUGCUUGAGUUUUCAUCCUAUUGAGCCGUCAAUAAUUGCUGCUGGUCUUUUUAAUGGCGAUGUUUUGUUGUGGAAUAUUGCUGAUACCUUGUCGCAGUCAUUGUCAAUUACAGUUCACAAUGAUGUAGUAACGUCAUUAAUGUGGCGACGUACUACAAUUAAUACCGACUCGUCUAUGUUGAUAACCACCAGCGCAGAUGGUUUUAUUUAUGUCAACAAAUUAAUUGACAAUUUCACAAAUUCAAAAUUACAAAAUCGGUUUAAAAUAAUUAAAGAGCAUAAUCCAGCAGAAAAUAGUCGGCCACCAAGUGCAAGUGGUCGACAUGAGCGUACUUUGGAACCAGGAUUAUCAAUAACUUGUCUUGAUAUUUCUUACAAGAAUAAUGAGAUUUUUAUUGUUGGUACUUUGUGUGGUGGGAUGUAUAAAUGUAAUUUUAAUGCUACUACUCCUGUUCAAGGUGACAAUACACUAAUAGAUCCAGUUAUCGAUGAGUAUGAACGAUGCGACGGAUCAAUUGUUGACUUGAAAUGUUUAGACACUCAAGAUAUCUUCGUUGCUUCCAACAGUAACAAAGAAAUCAGGAUUUUCAACAUCACCGAAAUGACAUUGACGCGCAUAAUCAAUGUAGAAUUUACAGUUACGGGGCUAGGCUCCAUAAGUAAUGUCAUAGUGUGUUACGGUGCUGAUGACACGAUUAAAUUUUUCAAUACCAGCGGAAAAAUUUGUGAGCUGAAAAUUAAGUGUCAGAAUAAUUUUAUCAGUUCAGUGGAUUUGUCUAUAAAAAGAGAUACAAUUGCAAUUGGUGAUAUUCUAGGUAAUUUAGAAGUAUGGAAAAUUCCACCCCAAACAUCAAUGAAUUAAAAAAAAAAAAUUUCUUCACUCUAUAUUUAGUAUAAAUUUUUAACAAAAAUAUUUUCAAGUAUCCUCAAUAAAUUGUGAAUAAUUCCUCAGUAUAUUUAAAUUAAGUCCUUGAGAUGACCAAACUCGAGUCCUUGGAAUAUUUAAAUAUAAAACCUGUCAACACAAAAUAAAUAAAUAAAAUUACAUUUAAAAAAAAA